Molecule: messenger RNA, 1484 nt
Organism: Monascus purpureus
Lineage: Eukaryota; Fungi; Ascomycota; Eurotiomycetes; Eurotiales; Aspergillaceae
Source: the annotation of a GenBank genome assembly
UAGUAAUAAAAAAGUGAUCCGAACACAAACAAAAAAAAAAAAACAACAGAAAAAACCCGCCCGAAUUAGCGCGCGAGGCAAGGCUUAAAAAGGGCGGCUGCUGCCCGGCCAGAAUCCGCCUGUUUCCUCCUCUUCCUCCCGCCGCGUAUUGCCACGCACCCCUCUGACUCUCUCCCCCCGCUGCUCCGUACACGCCUUCUGCGCACGCCCUGGGGGAGCUUGGGCCACACUCCGCAUCUACUUUAUAUCAUACUCUGUACGUUCUACCAAGUACACGCGAUAAACAGUCUACUGUUGUCUCUGCGUGUCAUCGAGCUCGGAUUGGGCAUGCUGCUCCCGAUCUUCUCCUUUGUUCCCCAGCGAUUGACAUUUGCCAAGCAAUGACAGACCAAGACAGCUCAUAUUACAGACCCCGAUCGCCCGACUUCUCUUCCUUCCAGCCCGCUUUCUCCCCCCCGUCCUUCAGCCCCGGCAACCCUCUCCACAACGGUCCCUUCUCGCCCUACCCACUCCCCAGCCCGCUAGAACAUCGCGCUUCCUACGACGCCUCCCCAUUCUUCUCUCCGCAGUACCAACGCUCGUCUGCCGUGCCUUCCCAGCAAUACGUGCCCCAAUUUGCUCCCAUCGACUCCAGCGACGACAUGGCUCGUCGAUCCGCUCGUCUCUCCGCGCGUUCGGCCGCCGAACCCGCUGUCGUUGCACCUGUACCAGGACCGGCAUCCGCCUCCAUACCAGACAUGAAAUAUACCUCUCCAGCGCCUCCUUCUCUCGCUCCUCCUCCUGCUAAUACAAUACAAACAACAACUGUUGUCCCAUCGCAAGAGCCGGAAAAAUUUCCCGCUCCCAAUAUAGAAGUCAAGACCAAGUUUCCCGUCGCGCGCAUCAAGCGUAUCAUGCAGGCAGAUGAGGAUGUCGGCAAAGUCGCGCAGGUGACCCCAAUUGCUGUCUCCAAGGCUCUAGAACUAUUCAUGAUCUCCCUCGUUACAAAGGCUGCCAAGGAGGCCAAAGACCGCAGUUCAAAACGCGUCACGGCCGUGCACUUGAAACAAGCCGUGGCCAAGGACGAAGUAUUGGACUUCCUGGCCGACAUCAUCGCCAAGGUCCCGGAUCAUCCCGCGAGUGCGCGGAAACACGAGGACGAUGGGAGUGACCAUAACGAAGGCAGGAGAAAACGAGGUGGUAGACGACCAAAGGAGGAGAGUGAUUGAUCUGCUGUUUUCUUCGUUACUUCAUUUUUCUAGCACCCUUUGAACGAAUUGAUGGUUGGGCAUAUUAGAUCUGGAAGGGGAGCGGGCGCAUAUGUCGUGGCGUUUGUAGGGACGGCUCUCUGCUGGGUUUGCAUUUUCCAUCUGGAUACUGCUUUUUUCUUUCUCUUCGCUACGUUCUACCCGGAAGAUAUUCCAUUUAAUCUCGUCCUCGGUCCGUGUUCUGGUUGCAUAUUUCAAGUAAAAAGUAGUGGAUAGAGCAUCGAAUUCUGUGGCCAU